UCCAAACGUUACCCAUAUAUCUUUAGUCGGCACAAAACUUUCCGGCAUUCCGCUAGCCAUAUUCGAGUUACGACGCCUCGACAUAUUCGAUAUGAGUCAUACAGAUACGCCAGCCAGUGUUGAUUUUGAUUAUUGCCCUGCAAAUUGUUCACGCAAUAGCACAGCGACACGGUUAGUACUGAGCGGUAGCUAGCUAUCCAUGCUGCCAAAUCGCGCAUUUUGUGCCUUCCCGAUACUCGAGGAGCUCGCACUGGACAGCUGCCACUUACUGAAUAUCUAUGGUUCACCAUUUCAAUGCUUAAAACGUCUGAAGUCACUUUCGCUGUUUGGCAAUAAUAUUGAGGUCUUGUACGGGAACAGCGUAAAUGGACUUCAAAACCUAGUUACCCUGAACAUCAGCAAUAACAAUAUUGAAUACUUUCAAGGGUCGCACAUACUGCUGACUUUGGUUUCCUUACGAUCACUGUCAUUAUCUAACAACUUGCUUACGGAAUUGAAUCUCCGGCCUCAAGGUGAAAUAAUGAUCGAGGAGCUAAACAUUGAGCGUAACAAUGUGAAACUGUGGGAGCCACCCCUUUUUUCUUUCAUGUUCAAGCUGAAGAAACUCGGCUUGGCACACAAUAACAUCACCAAAUUGGAUAAUAAAAUGCUGCACGACAUACGACACGUCCGCGACGUCGAAUUUGGAUGGAAUCAGUGGGAUUGUUCCAGCUGCGAUCUAAACAACAUCCAUUCACUUCUGCACGAGCAUCCGCCAAACUGCAGCAAGUGCUUUUCGUGCGCGACACCUCCUGAGCUUUUCGGAAACGAUGUCCGUAAUGUGACUUUGAGGGACGAUGACUGUAGUCUAGAAUGGUAUCGCGUCUACGUCGUUCCCACGUUGUUAUGUUUUAUGGUAGCUACUAUCCUCGCCAGCAUCGCCUACCGAAAGCGCUGGUACAUCAUGUACGCCUUUUUAUACCUCAGAGUUACCAUAAAUGGGUACAGGAGGCAAAGAAAUAGUGACGACUUCUUAUUUGAUGGCUUCCUGAGCUACCACACCUCGGAUGGUGACUGGGUCCGCGACGUACUCCUGCCGAAGCUCGAGUCACCACCGAUGCAGUUCCGGCUGUGCGUCGCCGAACGGGACUUCAUUCCGGGGAUGCAAAUCACCGAGAAUAUUUGUCGUGCUAUCGCGCACAGUCGUAAGUCACUUUUUGUAAUAAGCCGCGAGUUCUGCCGUAGCCGCUGGUGUAUGUUCGAGCUUAGCCUGGCACAGCAUCGCCUUUUCGAAAGCGAUCUCCAGGAUGGCCUGGUGUUCAUUAAGAUGAACGAUGUGGGCGAGUCUGAGAUGAGCUCCUUGCUACAGUAUCUCACCAAGUCACGAACAUAUGUUCAGAUACCUGAGGAUGGAUCAAGCGAGACGCUCCAAAACCUCUUCUGGCUACAGUUGCAUGCGGCGCUGAAAAAGUAAAUGCAUAUAUCUAGAAAAACAAAGAACUUGGAACAUGUUUCAGCUUCGCCUUCAAGAGUGGAACUCGAUAGCAUAAUCGGGGCCCGUGCGAAUCACCUUCUCGGUUUAUCGCUUGGCUUCAAUUCUCAGUGCAUGUACUAUCCUAGAAUGCCUACUACAAGUACUGUUGCGCGAUGCAAAGGAAUAAGCCGAGAGACAGGGAUGUUUCGGCUGGCUACGCUGUUUUGGAGUAACUGGUGUAUGUUGAGAAAUCGAAGUAACUGUGAAUUCAUCAUGUAGUUUAUGCGAAAUCAACCUCUGAACAGUGUGCUAAUAUAAUAAGGUGCUGGAAACAUUGGAAGCAGUCCAAGCAUACUGCCAUCGAGAACCUCUCGAUGUUCAAAUAAUAACGAGUUGACAGUGCAUGAACAAAAGAAAUAUCGCUGCUUCCAGCAACAAUGUUGUGCCACUGUCCUGCUGCGUCAUGGUUCUGAGACAGCGAGUGUUUUUUCGCUUUCAUUUAUCAUCUCACCGCUGGAAUGUUGAACAAUGGUGUUCCGUUACCGUUCUUGUCUCAAUGAUUCGGUAUAUUUCUACAUCGUCUUCAGAUCACCCUAUCCUAAGCUAAAUUUGCCACUAUAUGGCUUCUUAUUUACAAUAUAUGCAAAGAAACUGCGAAUAUGGAAUCAGCCAACUGCUAAUAAAGAAGACCUGUUUUGACAUUCCAUGAACUGAACCUAUAGUCGCUGAACUAUAUUUGUGUGAGCU
This is a messenger RNA of Rhipicephalus microplus (southern cattle tick), 2200 nucleotides long. RefSeq lists its product as uncharacterized. Lineage: Eukaryota; Metazoa; Arthropoda; Arachnida; Ixodida; Ixodidae. Gene Ontology annotation, molecular function: protein binding; signaling receptor activity. Gene Ontology annotation, cellular component: plasma membrane. The record is from RefSeq and is a predicted model, not a curated record. Gene Ontology annotation, biological process: inflammatory response; signal transduction.